This is a messenger RNA of Eleginops maclovinus (Patagonian blennie), 2853 nucleotides long. It is a transcript of the gene ubb, whose product is annotated as ubiquitin B. Lineage: Eukaryota; Metazoa; Chordata; Actinopteri; Perciformes; Eleginopidae. Gene Ontology annotation, molecular function: protein tag activity; ubiquitin protein ligase binding. Gene Ontology annotation, cellular component: cytoplasm; nucleus. The record is from RefSeq and is a predicted model, not a curated record. The transcript is spliced from 3 exons. Gene Ontology annotation, biological process: modification-dependent protein catabolic process; protein ubiquitination.
UUUGAAUAAAAAUAUCUUUAUGCAUAAACAUGUGAUGAUUUGAUACAAUACUGAGAUAAUAAUAAUACCCUGAAUUGAAAAAGUGGUCUUCCGAGUAGGUGACUACUUUCACAUGCGGAAGGAUACUCACAGAUGACGUAUGCAGUCUCUGGUAUAUAAUACAGUGUUUGUCUGUCCAGCAAUUUUGUACCACAGCAUAAGUCGAUAGAGGACUGCGCCAGAAAAAUACACGAAUAUUAACUGCGUUUCUUAAACGUACAAACAUGCAGAUCUUUGUGAAGACCCUCACUGGCAAAACAAUCACCCUAGAGGUUGAGCCUAGUGACACCAUUGAGAAUGUCAAAGCUAAGAUCCAGGACAAGGAAGGCAUUCCCCCCGACCAGCAGAGGCUGAUCUUUGCCGGCAAGCAGCUGGAGGAUGGCCGCACUCUCUCUGACUACAACAUCCAGAAGGAGUCCACCCUCCACCUUGUCCUGCGACUCAGGGGAGGUAUGCAGAUCUUUGUGAAGACCCUCACUGGCAAGACCAUCACCCUGGAGGUUGAGCCCAGUGACACUAUUGAGAAUGUAAAGGCUAAGAUCCAGGACAAGGAAGGCAUUCCUCCCGACCAGCAGAGGCUGAUCUUUGCUGGCAAGCAGCUGGAAGAUGGCCGCACUCUCUCUGACUACAACAUCCAGAAGGAGUCCACCCUCCACCUUGUCCUUCGUCUGAGAGGAGGCAUGCAGAUCUUUGUGAAGACCCUCACUGGCAAGACCAUCACACUGGAGGUUGAGCCCAGCGACACUAUUGAGAACGUUAAGGCCAAGAUCCAGGACAAGGAAGGCAUUCCCCCCGACCAGCAGAGGCUGAUCUUUGCCGGCAAGCAGCUUGAGGAUGGCCGCACUCUCUCUGACUACAACAUCCAGAAGGAGUCCACCCUCCACCUUGUCCUUCGUCUGAGAGGAGGCAUGCAGAUCUUUGUGAAGACCCUCACUGGCAAGACCAUCACACUGGAGGUUGAGCCCAGCGACACUAUUGAGAACGUUAAGGCCAAGAUCCAGGACAAGGAAGGCAUUCCCCCCGACCAGCAGAGGCUGAUCUUUGCCGGCAAGCAGCUUGAGGAUGGCCGCACUCUCUCUGACUACAACAUCCAGAAGGAGUCCACCCUCCACCUUGUCCUUCGUCUGAGGGGAGGUAUGCAGAUCUUCGUUAAGACCCUCACCGGCAAGACCAUCACCCUGGAAGUUGAGCCCAGCGACACCAUUGAGAACGUGAAGGCCAAGAUCCAGGACAAGGAAGGCAUUCCCCCCGACCAGCAGAGGCUGAUUUUUGCUGGCAAGCAGCUGGAAGAUGGCCGCACUCUCUCUGACUACAACAUCCAGAAGGAGUCCACCCUCCAUCUUGUCCUUCGUCUGAGGGGAGGUAUGCAGAUCUUCGUUAAGACCCUCACCGGCAAGACCAUCACCCUGGAGGUUGAGCCCAGUGACACCAUUGAAAACGUGAAGGCCAAGAUCCAGGACAAGGAAGGCAUUCCCCCCGACCAGCAGAGGCUGAUCUUCGCUGGCAAGCAGUUGGAAGAUGGCCGCACUCUCUCUGACUACAACAUCCAGAAGGAGUCCACCCUCCAUCUUGUCCUUCGUCUGAGGGGAGGUAUGCAGAUCUUCGUUAAGACCCUCACCGGCAAGACCAUCACCCUGGAGGUUGAGCCCAGUGACACCAUUGAAAACGUGAAGGCCAAGAUCCAGGACAAGGAAGGCAUUCCCCCCGACCAGCAGAGGCUGAUUUUUGCUGGCAAGCAGCUGGAAGAUGGCCGCACUCUCUCUGACUACAACAUCCAGAAGGAGUCCACCCUCCACCUUGUCCUUCGUCUGAGGGGAGGUAUGCAGAUCUUCGUUAAGACCCUCACCGGCAAGACCAUCACCCUGGAGGUUGAGCCCAGCGACACCAUUGAGAACGUGAAGGCCAAGAUCCAGGACAAGGAAGGCAUUCCCCCCGACCAGCAGAGGCUGAUCUUCGCUGGCAAGCAGUUGGAAGAUGGCCGCACUCUCUCUGACUACAACAUCCAGAAAGAGUCCACCCUCCACCUUGUCCUUCGUCUGAGGGGCGGGCAGUAAAAGGCCAACAUGCAGAUCUUUGUGAAGACCCUUACUGGCAAGACCAUCACCCUUGAGGUUGAGCCCAGUGACACCAUUGAGAAUGUCAAAGCUAAGAUCCAGGACAAGGAAGGCAUUCCCCCCGACCAGCAGAGGCUGAUCUUUGCCGGCAAGCAGCUUGAAGAUGGCCGCACUCUCUCUGACUACAACAUCCAGAAGGAGUCCACCCUCCACCUUGUCCUUCGUCUGAGAGGAGGCAUGCAGAUCUUUGUGAAGACCCUCACCGGCAAGACCAUCACACUGGAGGUUGAGCCCAGCGACACUAUUGAGAACGUUAAGGCCAAGAUCCAGGACAAGGAAGGCAUUCCCCCCGACCAGCAGAGGCUGAUCUUCGCUGGCAAGCAGCUGGAGGAUGGCCGCACUCUCUCUGACUACAACAUCCAGAAAGAGUCCACCCUCCACCUUGUCCUGCGUCUCAGGGGAGGUAUGCAGAUCUUCGUUAAGACCCUCACCGGCAAGACCAUCACCCUGGAGGUUGAGCCAAGUGACACCAUUGAGAACGUGAAGGCCAAGAUCCAGGACAAGGAAGGCAUUCCCCCUGACCAACAGAGGCUGAUCUUCGCCGGCAAGCAGCUGGAGGAUGGCCGCACUCUCUCUGACUACAACAUCCAGAAGGAGUCCACCCUCCACCUUGUCCUGCGUCUGAGGGGCGGGCAAUAAAUCAUUCCAUGGUGAAGUGAUUUAAAUGACAACCUAACCCAAUAAAAGAUCAGUGAAUAAA